Aspergillus pseudonomiae is the source of this 1590-nucleotide messenger RNA. Its product is annotated as Zn(II)2Cys6 transcription factor domain-containing protein. Gene Ontology annotation, molecular function: DNA-binding transcription factor activity, RNA polymerase II-specific; zinc ion binding. The record is from RefSeq and is a predicted model, not a curated record. Gene Ontology annotation, biological process: regulation of DNA-templated transcription. Lineage: Eukaryota; Fungi; Ascomycota; Eurotiomycetes; Eurotiales; Aspergillaceae. The transcript has 4 exons. Bases 1 to 1590 code for a protein of 529 amino acids.
AUGAGCAGUGAGCAUGGCGACCGGCAGAGCAAUGAUCAACCCAACCCAACUCUGACAGCUAAGCUGGGCGCGCGAAAGAAGAUCCGCCCCACUUAUUCAUGCUUAAACUGCCACAAACGCAAAGUCAAGUGCGACCGGGUGAAACCAUGUGGUGCGUGCUGUCUUCGGGGGACGCCCUCGGAAUGCGAAUAUGGCACCAGCAAAAAGGACCGACACUAUAUCGAACAAUCGGCCCUGAUCGAGAACCUUAUGCAAACAUGCGAGAGCCUCAAGCGGCAGCUCGCUGAGGCCCGUCAAUUGGCCAACCUACCCCCUGUAAAAGCUGAAGAAACCGGCAGUAGCUCUUUAUAUCAAAUUAAACCCAAUGACAGCGACGACGAAGGGCCAGGUGAGCAGGCAGCGCAUCCUGGACAGGCGCAGCGAGAUUCUCCCGACCCUUCAGGGGUGAGUACAGGGGAUAUUACUGGGUCGCAGAGAGAAUCUUCCCCUACGUCACUGUCGCGCCAAAAGGCGAUCUUAAACGAUCCGGCCCUUGCCUCCACCGUGAUGGAAUUGUUUGUCGACCGACUGAUACGUAAUUUCAGCCCCGACGACCAUCGGAAAUACGGCGGUACCAUCGCAUUACGCGAAGCAUCGGAUAUGCGCAUGAUCUCACCCAUGCUGUGCAACGCUUUUGAGGCGACCGCGCUGACCUUUGCCGGUCGGCGCGACGGGAACCGGUCAGUCGAGCUAGCGGGACAUGCCAAAUAUGUCCGAACGCUUCGGCAGCUCCAAGCUGCUCUAUAUGACACCGAGGGGAACAAAUCUACCGAGGUCCUUGUAGUUGUAUUGUUGUCGACAAUUACAGAGGUCACGGCAGCGCUGGUUCAUCGCAAACCGAGUUUCCUGGCGUCUAAAGAUUGGCUGACGGUUCCCUGGGCGGGCGAUGCACCGGUCAAGGAUAUCCUGCAGCAUCUCCUGGACAUUGCCGUAGAUAUCCCCGGCUAUCUUUCUCGGAUCGAUGAAUUCAGCGCCAUGGUAGACAGAGCAGCUAUAUGCACGUUCGAGCUCACCGGGAUGCAGAGCUCCAUCUGGCAGCAAGCAACCGAGCUGCAGGCGCGCCUCAAUCUGUGGAAAGCCGCCUACGCCGACACGUAUCCCGCGGGCACCGUAUGGGAAGCGUACGACACCGAGUCCGCCGACGGCUUUCCUAUCUUCCAGUGUCGCAACACCAGCACCAUGUCUGUCACGGUCGCCAAGAUUCUGCACUAUCCCGAUAUCCUCCUGGCGACCUCGAUGUGUUUCUACUGGGCGUUGUCGCUAGUCGUCUCCAUGUCAGAUAGCGGGCUGGUCAGCGUGCUCGGCCCGCAACAGCGGUACCAAUUCGCAUGCGACAUCUGCCGCAGCAUGAAAUAUUACAUCAACAACAUCCCGGGGUAUCUGAUGUCGCGGAUCAUGUUCGUCCUGCGCACGGCGUUCGACGCGUUCUCGCCGGGGAUGAUCGAGAAGGAAUUCAUCGCGGAGUUAUUCCAGUACAUCGGGCGCAAAUUGGAGUUUACAGUAUUUUCCAACAAGUGCGCAUCGUCGGCGGUUAAGAGCGAAUCUACAUGA